Molecule: messenger RNA, 2226 nt
Organism: Ochlerotatus camptorhynchus
Lineage: Eukaryota; Metazoa; Arthropoda; Insecta; Diptera; Culicidae
Product: zinc finger protein 271-like
Exons: 3
Coding region: 127-2124 (665 amino acids)
Biological process (GO): regulation of transcription by RNA polymerase II
Cellular component (GO): chromosome; nucleus
Molecular function (GO): chromatin insulator sequence binding; zinc ion binding
Source: RefSeq, a predicted model, not a curated record
AAUCUUUUCGCAUCGCGUUUCCAUUUUGAGCAUCAUCGGGGGAAUUUGUGCGAAGCUUGUAUAUUUUUACGGCUUUUAUGUGCUAAAUUUUAGUAUUUUACUUGUGAGCUUAUAUUCAGCGGCAAGAUGCCACCGGAAACAACGGGUCAUCCGAUCGAGCUGACCGAUCGCACCUGCCGGUUGUGUUUGGCGAACGAUCAAGACAUCAGUCCAAUGGUGGACGCGCUCAGCCAGGACGAGCUGAAGAAUGUAAUCGAAGGCUUGCUCAAGAUUGAGCUAACCAACUGCGGUCCGUUCCUAAGCGCUUGCUCCAAUUGUGUGGUGAAGAUUCGAUUAAUCGAGAAUAUCCGGAACGAGUUCAUCGGCAGCAACAAGAUAUUCGAUGUUAUGUGGACACAAUACAAACGGAUUCACUAUCCGGAACCGAUUCCAACGCCGAAGAAAGGACGCCCAAAAUCUGAAAAGCCGAGUCCUCCUAAGGCGCAAAAAAUUACAGCAGCGUAUAUUAUUGAUGGAAUGGUAAUCGAAAACACGGAAAUUGAAUAUGUGCAAGAUGAAGGCGCAGGAUUUUUUAUUAAAAGCGAAGACCACGACGGUAUCAUUAAGCAGGAAGACGAUCAGGAUUCCGUCAGUGAUGGAAUCGCUGCGGAUAAUGACCACCAUACAAUGGACGAAACGGUGGAGGAGGAGUACGUGUAUGAGGAAGUACCCAUGGAGGAGGAAAAUCGCAUGCAGGAGGAAUAUUUGACUGAAGAAGCAAAAGAGGACGAAUUUAAAAAGACCGAGGACGAGAAAGACGAUACGUUGAAAGACGUUGCCGUUGAUGAGGACACUGGAUACUACGAUAAGACAAUUCCGUGUUGUUACGUCUGUUUGGAUCGUUUCGACAACUUCGGUGAUGUUUCAAGUCACCUGGUUAAUGCUCACGCAGAUAUGCUUCCUUUCCACUGUGACAAGUGUUUGGGUUAUUUCGAUACUUUGGAAGAGGUGAACAAGCAUUACAUAUCUCACGUGUAUGAAUUUGUUUGUCUCUAUUGCCCACGCCGCUACUGUUCGGAACAGUAUUUGGCCAAUCACAAUUUGACGUGCAAAUCUUUUAAGUGUCCAAUGUGUGAGGAAACCUUCGAGCUGCAAAGCCAUUUGAAGGCCCAUCAACGUCAGGCUCACCCGGUCGAGUCCAGGCAUACUGGCCGGAAGACCAAUGUGUGUGGCACCUGUGGCAAGGCAUUCACACAUGCUUGCAAUCUUGCUCGUCACCUGAAGAAUAAACGCUGCAACAAGGGCAGUGACGACGAUGAGGUGUUUGUCAGACGGAGGAAAAUUAAGCCGGACCCGGAUGCGCUAAUCUUGGAAGAUGUCGACGAUGACCGAGAUUUGAAAAUUAAACCACCACUGACAUGUCAAGUUUGCAGCAAAAAACUCGACAGUAAUAGCAGUUUGGCUCGGCAUAUUGAGAAAGAACACGAAGACUUCAAUAUACCACUCUUCUCAUGCAACAUUUGCCCGAAGAAGUUUACUACAUUCGAAAAAUGUAUUCGCCAUCGAGCUUUCCAUAAGAAAUCAAAGAAACAGCCGAUACCAAUCAACAAGAAAGAUCCUAAUGAUAACACUUGCAAGAUUUGCAACAAGAAAUUCCGCCUGGAUCAUAUGUUGCUCAAGCAUCUGUCUGAAAUUCACCAGUUGACACUGGAACUGUUCCAAUGUGACCAGUGCGGCAAGAAAUUCUCCACUGAGCCGAAACUUCGAAAGCACCAGUACAAUACCCAUCGCGAGAACAAGAACCUCUACGUUUGCUCUCAUUGUGGUCAAAAGUUCGAGAAGAAACUCACUCUCAAGGAUCACGAAACUAAGCACUUGAACGCUCCGGCCUACCAAUGCGACAUCUGUCUGAAAACGUUCAUCCACAAGCACAGCCUCGAUCGCCAUGCGCUGGUUCACUCGGAUGAGAAGAACUUUGAGUGCGAGUUUUGCCACAAAAUGUUCAAGCGAAACACAACCUUGGUUAUUCAUAGACGUAUCCACACCGGAGAGAAGCCAUACGAGUGUGUCCCGUGCGGUCAGCGGUUCAUCGAUUCCAGUACCCUUAUCAAGCACAGGCAACGGAUGCAUCCGAAGGUAGAGUAAACUGCAACGUAGUAAGUAUAGUUGUAAUAUUAUUAGUGUAAUCGAUUAUCAUACUUUGGCUUACUAAUUUAGAUUAUGGAAAUAAAGUGGUUUAUUUUCAAA